Diospyros lotus (date-plum) is the source of this 938-nucleotide messenger RNA. Its product is annotated as zinc finger A20 and AN1 domain-containing stress-associated protein 5-like. NCBI's taxonomy places the organism in Eukaryota, Viridiplantae, Streptophyta, Magnoliopsida, Ericales, Ebenaceae. Gene Ontology annotation, molecular function: ubiquitin-protein transferase activity; DNA binding; zinc ion binding. Bases 166 to 672 code for a protein of 168 amino acids. The record is from RefSeq and is a predicted model, not a curated record. The transcript has a single exon. Gene Ontology annotation, biological process: protein ubiquitination.
GCCUGCAUAAAACACCUCUCCACCCCCACACCCUCGAUUAUCUCCACCCCCACAAACCCACACCAGAAUCAAUUCCAACUCCCCCCUCCUCUCUCUCUCUCUCUCUCUCUCUACGAAUUUUUGCUUUCUCUCUCUAAAAGUAGAUAUCAAAUUUCUGAAAAUUAUAUGGCUCAGAGGACGGAGAAGGAGGAGACGGAAUUCAAGGCCGUCCCCGAAACCCUAACGCCCUGCGUCAACAACUGCGGCGUUACCGGCAACCCCGCCACCAACAACAUGUGCCAGAACUGCUUCAACGCCUCUACCCCGGCCUCCUCCUCCUCCUCCUCCUCCUCCGGCGGUGAUAGGAGUCCUAGAUCUAGAUCUACGCCUUCGCGAUCACCUGAAAGGUCCUUUACUCCGGCGGAGGCCGUCCGGAUUCCGACGGCGCAGGAUCGAGAGGCCGUGCCGAACGGGUCUCUGGCGGCUGUAGCCAAGAGGGAGGUGAAUCGGUGCUCCGGCUGCCGGAGGAAGGUAGGGUUGACCGGAUUCCGGUGCCGGUGCGGCGAUUUAUUUUGUGGCAACCACCGUUACUCGGACCGCCACGAUUGCAGCUACGACUACAAGGCGGCCGGGCGCGAGGCGAUCUGCAGGGAGAAUCCGGUGGUCAAAGCGGCCAAGAUCGUCCGAGUUUGAAGCGCAGAUAUGCAUACGGAUACGAAGAUGAAAGUCAAAGAUCGAGCGAGCCUCUCGAUCUCUCGCGUUUCUCUCCGCAGGUGAGAGAGAGAGAGAGAGAGAUAGAGAGAGAAAGCGUAGAUUUGUCGAGCCAUGUUAUAAGAUUAUUGUGGUGAUGAUCAAAUGAUAAUGAAAUACUUGCUGUUUGUCUAAUCGUUAUGUAUAAUUGUCUCUGUUUGGUUUCUGUUAUUUCUUUAAAUCAAAGAGAAUUGUGGAUUUGUAGCUGA